Molecule: messenger RNA, 1729 nt
Organism: Panicum virgatum (switchgrass)
Lineage: Eukaryota; Viridiplantae; Streptophyta; Magnoliopsida; Poales; Poaceae
Product: ammonium transporter 3 member 2-like
Exons: 2
Coding region: 92-1438 (448 amino acids)
Biological process (GO): ammonium transmembrane transport
Cellular component (GO): plasma membrane
Molecular function (GO): ammonium channel activity
Source: RefSeq, a predicted model, not a curated record
UCCUCCUGAUGAGGUUACUAGCAGGCAGACAGUUUCACUCCCCUGGCUGUGGCCUGCCUCCUCAAGAGAAAAGAAAGAAAAAGAAAAAAAGAUGUCGGCGUCGGGGGUGCCGCUGGCGUACCAGGGCUCGGCGUCGGCGCCGGAGUGGCUGAACAAGGGGGACAACGCGUGGCAGCUGACGGCGGCGACGCUGGUGGGUCUGCAGAGCUUCCCGGGUCUGGUGGUGCUCUACGGCGGCGUGGUGAAGAAGAAGUGGGCCGUGAACUCGGCCUUCAUGGCGCUCUACGCCUUCGCCGCCGUCUGGAUCUGCUGGGUCACCUGGGCCUACAACAUGUCCUUCGGCGACAAGCUGAUCCCCAUCUGGGGCAAGGCCCGCCCCGCGCUGAACCAGGGCUUCCUCGUCGGCCAGGCCGGCCUGCCGGCCACGGCGCACUACCACGCCGACGGGACGACCAUCGAGACGCCGGCGGCGGAGCCCCUCUACCCCAUGGCCACCGUGGUCUACUUCCAGUGCGUGUUCGCCGCCAUCACGCUGGUCCUGAUCGCCGGGUCGCUGCUGGGGCGGAUGAGCUUCCUGGCGUGGAUGCUCUUCGUGCCGCUCUGGCUCACCUUCUCCUACACCGUGGGCGCCUUCUCCGUCUGGGGCGGCGGCUUCCUCUUCCAGUGGGGCGUCAUCGAUUACUGCGGCGGGUACGUGAUCCACCUCUCCGCGGGGUUCGCCGGCUUCACCGCCGCCUACUGGGUGGGCCCGCGCGCGCAGAGGGACCGCGAGAGGUUCCCGCCCAACAACAUCCUCUUCACGCUCACCGGCGCCGGGCUGCUGUGGAUGGGGUGGGCGGGCUUCAACGGCGGCGGGCCCUACGCCGCCAACACGGUGGCGUCCAUGUCGGUGCUCAACACCAACGUCUGCACGGCCAUGAGCCUCAUCGUCUGGACCUGCCUCGACGUCAUCUUCUUCGGCAAGCCCUCCGUCGUCGGCGCCGUCCAGGGCAUGAUCACCGGCCUCGUCUGCAUCACGCCCGCCGCAGGUGUGGUGCAGGGCUGGGCGGCGCUGGUGAUGGGGGUGCUCGCCGGCCUGCUCACGGGCCUCCUCGCGGACCCCACCCUCUGCAACCUCUUCCUGCCCGUCACCAACUCCCAGGGCGCCUUCUACGGCGGCGUCGGCGGCGCGCAGUUCGGCAAGCAGCUCGCCGGCGCGCUCUUCGUCAUCGGCUGGAACGUGGCCGUCACCUCCAUAAUCUGCGUCGCCGUCAACGCCGUCGUCCCGCUGCGCAUGCCCGAGGACAAGCUCCUGGUCGGCGACGACGCCGUGCACGGCGAGGAGGCCUACGCGCUCUGGGGCGACGGCGAGGUCUACGACAGCACCAAGCACGGCGUCGACGAGACCGAGCACGGCGGCCGCGCCGCCGUCGCGCCCGUAGCGACUCCCCCCAACUGAUGAUGGGAGAUUGCCCGCGCAUUAAUGCAUGAUCAUUGAUGUAUAUUGCUCCGCCGAUCGUGUUAACCGACCGGCCGUCGUGAAGAAACCAAGCGAUACUAGCAGGCUUCAGGUUUUGGUCUUCUGAAUCUUUAUUAAUGUUCGUCAGCUGCGACGUGUAAAAUACGUUCUGUUUUUCUUCUUCAUUCAGAUCAAAGGCAUGUAAAUCAUAUUGACACAAUGCAAGCAUGAAUGCAUGUAAUGGGUCAAGAAGCAAGUCUGUCCAUAACAAGUUUGUUCGUUCGUUGUGCA